AUGGACAAAGUGCUGACCCUCAAGGUGUUCAGUCGAGCGAGGGGAAUCUACAAAGGACAUUGCUUCCGAAUCAACCACUUCCCUGAAGACAACGACUAUGACCAUGACAGCUCAGAAUACCUUCUCCGCAUUGUCCGUGCCUCCAGUGUGUUCCCCAUCCUAAGCACAAUAUUGCUGUUGCUGGGAGGACUCUGUGUUGGAGCAGGAAGGAUUUACAACAGCAAAAACAACAUUAUUCUCAGCGCUGGGAUUCUCUUUGUUGCAGCGGGACUAAGUAAUAUCAUAGGGAUCAUUGUCUACAUAUCAAGCAAUGCAGGUGACCCAAGUGACAAGCGAGAUGAGGACAAAAAGAACCAUUACAACUAUGGUUGGUCUUUUUAUUUUGGAGCCUUGUCUUUUAUUGUGGCCGAAACCAUAGGUGUUCUGGCUGUGAACAUUUAUAUUGAGAAGAACAAAGAGCUGAGGUUUAAGACCAAGAGGGAAUUCCUUAAGACUUCUUCCAGUUCUCCUUAUGCCAGGAUGCCAAGUUACAGGUACAGGAGGCGGAGGUCCAGAUCCAGUUCUCGAUCUACAGAACCUUCUCCAUCUAGAGACAUUUCUCCAGUUGGCAUGAAGAUAGCAAGCACCAUUCCCAUGAACGAAAUUUCCAUGUACACCCUUUCCAGAGAGCCUUUGAAGGUUACAACGGCUGCCAGCUACAACGCAGACCAAGAAGCCAGUUUUCUGCAGGUUCACAACUUCCUUCAGAAGGAAUUUAAGGAAGGACUCCAUGUCAACAUGGUCAACAGGAGAACAACACCUGUUUGAAGUACCUACCUUCUUUGAGCUUUCUGAAGAAAUUUCACAAAAGAAUGGAUCUGUCAUGAAAGAGAAGGAGUGAUGUUAAAAUACCCUCUGACCUCUUUAAUUGUGGCAUGUGUUGAGGUAGCAAGUGGAGAUCCUCUGGACCAACAUAAAGAUAUUACAUGCUCGUAGCUUUUUUUGAAGCUAUUCGGAGUUAGUUUCUUUCAGUUCUUGGUGUCAUGAGAUGAAGGCAGUUCAUGUUCCUGCACUUUUAUAGUGUGUACAGAGACUUGGAGAAACUGCAAAGGACUUGCCACCAGUGUGUUUUA
Molecule: messenger RNA, 1112 nt
Organism: Leptosomus discolor (cuckoo roller)
Lineage: Eukaryota; Metazoa; Chordata; Aves; Leptosomiformes; Leptosomidae
Source: RefSeq, a predicted model, not a curated record